AUGCCCGUAGCUAAGACAGAACCGCGGCGGGAAUUGCCACCCCACCCGCCACCAAACAUGCUGGACCUCUUCAUGACGCGGUACGACUACGACUACAAUCGGGACAUUGAGAGUAGAGGCCUCGGGGACGGCACUUCUGGCGGCGACGCAGUGAGCGGGGAUGUGCGCAACCGUCCCAUCUUUCGCUUUGCCCACUCAUCGGACGGCGUCUACGACACAACCUACCUAACAGACUACGUGCGGCACAACAGGGAUAUGAAGGACAUGUCUGGGCUCUUGCAGACAGCUUGCGGGGAACAUGACGUGACCUCUGCCUUUGUGAGGGAUCACUAUCUCCCGGAGCUGGCGAAACACGCCACGGCGACUGGCGCUCACCCAAUCUCCGUCUACAAGACAGAUUACCAGAACAGCGGUCCUGUUGCUAGCGGCAAGCCAACCCUUUACGCUGGUGCCCGCACCGUCGCAUUUAAUUCUGAUUUUCUCCUUAUCCCCCCAACAGAGGAAGAACUCAAGGCUGAUAGUGUGUUGCCGCCAAAGAUCACCUCCAAAGAAUCCCUUUUGCUGAAGGGGUACCCGUCUGAGGACAGGUACCGUCCGCCAAAGGAAGAUUUGUUUGCCUCCCGCAGAUCACAGCUGACUACCAUGGGUGGCCCCCCGACGGACUACUACUGUAACUCGUGGGUGUAUGGUGACAAGAGCCUGGCCUACCCGAGUCAGCUGCCGCGCAGCAUUGAGCAAUCCCCGAAUGCGCACCUCAUAGGAACGAUGGACGACAAGGCAGCCCUGCUUGCUCUUCUUGCGGGGAAGAAGAGGGCGGCUGGCAAACCGUACCCAAUGCCAGACGAGACGAACCCCAUCCUAAUUCAGAGGAUAGAGCAGCCCUUCUGCGGGAUAACACGACGUAUUGAAAACGAGGGUUACGUCAAUAUGAGCACUUACCAAAGUGACCACAUUCAUCAAGGAGUGUUGCCAGAACUGCCGGACACGGCGAAUUUGGCAGGAAACGGUGCGGGGGACAUCGGUGGGGAACGACGAUUAGCGUGCGCGGGGGAGAUGAUGGCGGGCACUCUGACGCGCCGUACAAAAAAGGCUGAGUCUUUGCGCAACUCCCACGGCAACCUUUUGAAGGAGAAACCCGAUUCAAGGAUUGUGGACCUACACACAUGGAAGCAAAUGAAGUCCAUUGAAAAGCGCAUUGCUGUGGACAAGGCAGACCCUCAUCGUCACAAAUUGCACUAG
Molecule: messenger RNA, 1239 nt
Organism: Trypanosoma rangeli
Lineage: Eukaryota; Euglenozoa; Kinetoplastea; Trypanosomatida; Trypanosomatidae
Exons: 1
Coding region: 1-1239 (412 amino acids)
Source: RefSeq, a predicted model, not a curated record